UUGUCCUCAGGAAUAAUGACACUCAGCCGCGGCCCGUGUGACCUCGACAACAUGAGUCUGUUCCAAGACCUCAAAUUAAAGAGACGGAAAGUUGACUCCCGAUGUAGUAGUGAUGGCGAGUCGGCAGCCGACACCAGCACGUCGUCGCCCGACCCGGGCCCACCGUCACCGCGUAUGGCCGAGGCGGGGUGCAGCACGCCGCCGCACCCACCACCCGUGUUCGACGGCGGCGGAUCGCCCUCGCCUUCGCCUUCGUGCCAUCCAACAGUCAUUCGUUCUGCACCACCUUAUUCAGUUAUUAAAUUUGAAGGAGCCCCUGUUGUUAAAACGGAAAGUUCCUCAGUUGGUAAACACGAUUCUGCUCCUUCAACUCAAGUCUCGUCUGUUAAGCUUGAAUCUGCACCCGCGGAAUCUCCUCAGCCUUAUAGGCCUCGUGCUCUUGCACCACCCUCGCAAAGUCCGCAUACAGCGCUUUCACAAGGACAUUGGCCGCCAGCCGCUUGUAUUAACGGUGUGAAGCCAGAACUCAUAGGCGGUCAUUUCCCACCUCAACCAUUAGAACAAAAAACGGGAUCUCGAGGUUCUACGCAAUGGCGCGGUGCGCCAGCUGUCAUUAUGGGCGAAUCUGGUGGUGUUAGGACUAUGUUUUGGACGCUACCUGCCCCAGCCGCUAGUGGUGAGCCAGCAGCGAGUGCGUCACAUACAUCCACACCACCUACGCCAGACCCAGGCACGUGUAGUGAAGAAUCAGCUGCAAGACUGUUGCUCAACCUCGGUGGAGAAUUGAGGCGACCAAGGGGACCAAGAUUAGAUAUGGAGCUUCUUUGGGCUGGAGAUGUAUCGCAGCUACCAGCGCACCAACAAAUGCAUGCAUUAAAUCUAAGUGCUGCUGCAGGAACUGUUUCAGGCUUACCGGGUGUUUCAAGUGCAAGUUCGUUAUCCAGUCGACCUGAACUUCGGACGUAUGCUCCUGAAGCAGAUCGCGAAGAGGAUGAACAACCUAUGAUCUGUAUGAUAUGUGAAGACAAGGCUACUGGAUUACAUUAUGGCAUUAUCACAUGUGAAGGAUGCAAGGGGUUUUUUAAAAGGACUGUACAAAAUCGCCGUGUUUACACGUGUGUUGCUGAUGGUGGCUGUGAAAUUACAAAAGCACAACGGAAUAGAUGCCAAUAUUGCCGUUUCAAAAAAUGCAUUGAACAAGGAAUGGUCUUACAAGCUGUUCGAGAGGACCGUAUGCCUGGAGGUCGAAACAGUGGUGCCGUGUACAACUUAUAUAAAGUUAAAUAUAAGAAACACAAGAAGCCAAAUACGAAAGCAGCCUCCACCACUAGCAGAGCGUCACCACCUGAAAAACCUAAAGACCCCUUACCACCCCUCCCACCGCAUCUCGUUAACGGGACUAUAUUGAAGACUGCGUUAACAAAUCCCAGCGAAGUGGUUCAUUUAAGGGCAAGAUUAGAAAGUGCCGUGUCAUCAUCUCGAGAUCGUGCAGUUCCCUUGGAAAGAGCGUUGCAUAUGAUUCGAGCUCUUAUUGACUGUGAUGCAAUGGAAGAUAUCGCUACCGUACGCCAUUUACCUGAUCUCCUCCACGACACGUCCGAGAUAGGCGACAAACUUUGUAAAAUAGGUGAUUCCAUUGUACAUAAAAUGGUUGCAUGGACGAAAAAGUUACCCUUCAUCAUGGAAAUACCCAUGGAGAUUCAUUCGAAGUUAUUGAUGGAAAAGUGGCACGAGAUCUCAGUCUUAACAACUGCCGCAUAUCAGGCGAUGCACGGGAAACUGGCGCACGCACCACCUUCCUCCGACCAUGAACAUGAUUUCAUGCAAGAGGUGAACGCAAAUUUAAGGACAUUACAGAACUGUUUAACAUCACUCAUGGGUAGACCGAUAACUCUGGAACAGCUCCGGCUUGAUGUCGGUCUGGUUGUGGAAAAAAUGACCCAAAUAACCUGUGUGUUUCGCCGCAUACAGCUCAGGAUGGAGGAAUACGUCUGCUUAAAGGUGUACAUACUGCUUAAUCAGGAAGUGGAGUUGGAAAGUAUUCAGGAUAGGUACGUGCAAGUAUUGCGCAGUUACUUAGAACAUGCCGCACCCCACCAUCCAGGCAGACUUCAGGAGCUGUUCGCUCGUAUACCCGAGAUCCAGGCAGCGGCAAAUCUGCUACUAGAAAGUAAGAUGUUCUACGUGCCGUUUGUGCUAAACUCGGCUGAGAUCAGAUAG
Messenger RNA from Melitaea cinxia (Glanville fritillary), 2220 nucleotides. It is a transcript of the gene Hr4, whose product is annotated as hormone receptor 4. The transcript has 7 exons. Gene Ontology annotation, molecular function: sequence-specific DNA binding; zinc ion binding; DNA-binding transcription factor activity. Lineage: Eukaryota; Metazoa; Arthropoda; Insecta; Lepidoptera; Nymphalidae. The coding region runs from base 16 to 2220 and encodes 734 amino acids. The record is from RefSeq and is a predicted model, not a curated record. Gene Ontology annotation, biological process: regulation of DNA-templated transcription.